UUUACAGUAACUAGUAAUGUCGGAAAUUUGAAAUCGCGAGAAACAAAAGUCGAGAAACUAUAAAGUAACAGAAGUAAUCAAACGCCAUUUCAUCAAAACUCCAAUCUCCUUCACAAAUCACAACCCUACUCAACUCCAUUGAUACAGCGCAGAGGUAGGAGAGAGAAAUGGGAGGUCCAACAACGAAGAGAAUGAUAUCACAAGAAGCAUUCGACGAAGUAGUCAGAGAAAACAUGCAAGAUUUUGAAAUGGAAGCUGCUGAAGCUCUUCAAGACGCCAUUGAUUCUCUCACUCUUCAAGGCGUCGAUCUAUUUGGUAUCAUCACUUGCGUGCCUGGUGAGAGUUCGGUGCAGGAAAAUCCAGUGAUGAAAUCACUAGAUAAUUUGAAGAAUCACUUUGCGAAUUUUGAGAAUGAAGAGGAGAGAGAAUUGCUGGAAUUGCCGCCAUUGUUGCUUAAGUUUGCAAAUCUUUGUGAUUCUAAUACUAAUAUUACUGAUUCUGAUGCUGAUAAAAGUUUUUCCGAUUCCAAUGCGAAUGCCGCCAUAGCUGUUAGGAAUGGAGGAGUUGAGUUGAUUACAUCAAUUUGUGGUAAAGUUUCUAGUAGUGGAAAUGAGGAGAUUAUUGUUUCAGCACUCCAAGCUCUCACUUCUUUGCUUCGUGAUGUUCCGAGCGCUCAAACCUUUCUCAAGUGUGGUGGUCCAGAUAUCAUAAUAGGAUUAUUGAAGCAGGAUACACAAAAUGCAGAGUUGUUAAAUGGCUGCUUCUCUGUCAUUGCUGCUUCUGCUACUGGGAAUGAGAUUCUUAAGGAGUCAUUUAUGAAUUUGAAAGUUGAUCAACUCCUGAUUAACGCAUUGAAGGGGCACAAUAAAGGCGGCAUUCCUAGUCUGUAUGAUGCUAUACGCAUUUUAGUGACUCCUGAUGAUUAUCGUGUUGCUGCCUCUCAAGUUUAUGGUUAUGCUCGGCAAUUUGCAAAAGUUGGAAUUGCUGAAGCUCUUGUGGACUCCCUUCAUGAAGGUCUUACGUCACCCACUUUAGUUUCAGCUAGUGUUGCUCUGAAGGCUGUUGUUGUGAAUGAUGAAAUUUGCCGAAGUAUAGCCGACAAGGGUGGUGUUGAUGCUGUUCUCCGAUGUAUUGAUGACAGUGGUGAACAACUGAACAAGUCUGUAGCCCGAACAUGCUGCUCAUUAUUAGCUAAGUUGGCAGGAAGUGAUCACAAUAAGAGUGCUAUAGUGGAGAAAGGAGGUAUGGAUAGAUUGGUCAGGCUCUCUGGAAGAUUUGCAGAUGAGCCAUCUGUGAUACAAGAGAUUAUGUAUAUUAUCAGUGUGCUCUGCUUAAGAUCUCCUGAUCAUGCAUCUCGUGCUAUCGAAGCUGGAGCAGGAGAUCUGGCAAUCCGGACCAUGCAGAAAUUUCCUGCUGCACAGCUGCUGCAGAGAAACGCCUGUCUAAUGAUACGAAAUCUUGUGGUCAGAAACCCUGAAAAUAGAAAAAUUUUACUUGAUAAUGGCAUUGAGAAGAUUAUUAGAAGGGCUAAAGAAAGCCAUGAAAAUUGCAAGGCUGCUGCAACAGAUGCUCUACGAGAUUUAGGGCUUGAGAACUACAACUUAUAGUUAUUUUAUUUCUGAUUUGGCUAUACAAGAAAAUCUACCUCGAGUUCGAAAGAAAGUCUUAAUGAGAAGUAAUUUUUUUGUUAUACUAGAUUAGGCAUCUUGCUGUUAAUGCAUGUUUUAGUUAUUUGAGGAAUCAGGCAUAGAUAUUUUAUUUAUGAAUGUACAUGUGCAUCAGUGCACCUACACCUGAAGCUUCUACACUUGACGUGCUGGUGAAUAGAGAAUUAGAAGUUCAGAAUACACUUGUGUUUCUAUUUGGUUCUUUUGUGCUGCUGCAAGUAAUUUCCAUGUAAGUAAGUUUUGUUCGAUAUGCA
This is a messenger RNA of Beta vulgaris subsp. vulgaris (sugar beet), 1921 nucleotides long. RefSeq lists its product as uncharacterized. Gene Ontology annotation, molecular function: protein binding. NCBI's taxonomy places the organism in Eukaryota, Viridiplantae, Streptophyta, Magnoliopsida, Caryophyllales, Amaranthaceae. The coding region runs from base 168 to 1607 and encodes 479 amino acids. The transcript has 8 exons. The record is from RefSeq and is a predicted model, not a curated record.